Messenger RNA from Belonocnema kinseyi, 535 nucleotides. Its product is annotated as elastin-like. NCBI's taxonomy places the organism in Eukaryota, Metazoa, Arthropoda, Insecta, Hymenoptera, Cynipidae. Bases 30 to 380 code for a protein of 116 amino acids. The record is from RefSeq and is a predicted model, not a curated record. The transcript is spliced from 3 exons.
ACUUUUGCAAUUACAGCAUCAACAACAAAAUGUUCAAGUUCUUCGUUGUCGUCUGUCUGGUGGCUGCUGCCCACGCUGGAGUCAUUGGUUCCUCCCUCCUCGUCUCACAAUUGGGAGGCUUAAGUGUUGGACAAGUUGGAGUUGGUCUUGGAGGAGUUAGACCAGUUGGAGUUGUCGGUCUUGGAGGAGUUGGACCUUACGGAGUUGGUUUUGGAGGAGUUAGAGGAGUUGGUUUGGGAGCAGUUAAUUCAGGCGCAGUUGGUUUGAGCGGAGUUGGAUUGGGAGGAGUUGGUUUGAGCGGAGUUGGAUUGGGAGAAGUUGGUUUGGGAAGAGUUGGUUUGGGAGGAGCUGGUUUGGGAAAUGUGGGAAUCAUUGGUUAAACAUAUCAAUGGAAAUAAGAACAAAAUUAGCUACAUCAAAAUCCAAAUUUAGGAAGCAGAUGCUAAAUUGAAAAUUUGAGAAACUACUCUCUUUUGGACCUCACAUACAUCAUUAUUUUGUCAUUCAAAUUGUGAAAUAAAGAAAAAUAAUUGAA